Messenger RNA from Sipha flava (yellow sugarcane aphid), 3843 nucleotides. It is a transcript of the gene Tnpo, whose product is annotated as transportin-1. Gene Ontology annotation, molecular function: small GTPase binding; nuclear import signal receptor activity. The transcript has 20 exons. The record is from RefSeq and is a predicted model, not a curated record. Lineage: Eukaryota; Metazoa; Arthropoda; Insecta; Hemiptera; Aphididae. The coding region runs from base 495 to 3152 and encodes 885 amino acids. Gene Ontology annotation, biological process: protein import into nucleus. Gene Ontology annotation, cellular component: nucleus; cytoplasm.
CGCGCUUAUCGACUUUACCGAGUUUUAUCGUAAGCGUUUUAUUCUGUGUCGUAACACAUUCAUAACACGGUCGAUUUCCGAAUAUCCAUCGUCCGCUGGUUAUCCACCGUUUCGUGUACGCUCCCAUCAUCGUACAUUAUCACACUCUGCCUAAUACAACGCAUUAUAAUGCAUUAUUAAAUUAAAUUCGUAAAUCACAACGGGCUCAAUCGCAUCGUUUUAACUAUCCUAAUACCAUCAUUAUUACCUAUAAUUUUUAAUUUUUCUAUCGUUCAUCCGCCGGCUAACGCCGAGACAAAUUGCUGAAAUUCUCUUUGCGUAUUAUACCCAUACCUUGCACUAUUAUCCACGUCGCUUCUGACGUCCUAUACCGUUCGAAUCUAACAGCUCAACGUUUCGUCCGCUCAUCCACCGCCGCAGUCUUCCACGCGCCAUUCCGUCUAUACCACACCGAGUGACAUUGUACGUCAUCGGCACCCAUCAUCGACGCUAGCAUGAUAAUGGCCUGGCAGCCACAAGAAGAAGGAUUACGGCAAAUCAUACAGCUGCUCAAAGAAUCCCAGUCGCCUGACACGGUCAUUCAACGAACCGUACAACAAAAAUUGGAAGAACUAAAUCAAGUGUCAGAUUUUAACAAUUAUUUGAUCUUUGUUUUGACAAAGCUUACUUCUGAAGAUGAACCUACAAGAUCACUGAGUGGCUUAAUUUUGAAAAAUAAUAUAAAAAGUCAUUAUGAAAAUUUACCAACCACUGUUACCGAAUUUGUUAAAGCAGAAUGUCUUACUGCAGUUGGAGAUAUUUCACCUUUAAUUAGAGCAACUGUUGGUAUUUUAAUAACAACUAUAGCAUCACGUGGCAUUAACUCCUGGCCUGAGCUUUUGCCAGCGCUUUGUCAAAUGCUAGAUUCUACUGAUUAUAAUGUUUGUGAGGGUGCAUUUGGAGCAUUACAAAAAAUAUGUGAAGAUUCCUCAGAUUAUUUAGAAGAUGAUCGACAAAAUAAGCCACUUGAUAUUCUUAUUCCCAAAUUUUUACAAUUUUUUAAACAUUCAAGUCCUAAAAUUAGAUCACAUGCAAUUGGUUGUGUAAAUCAAUUUAUUGCACAGAAAACUCCUUCUUUAAUGAAUCACAUUGAUAUAUUUUUAGAGAAUUUAUUUCAUUUAGCUGUUGAUGAUGAAGCAGAAGUGAGAAAAAAUGUCUGUAAAGCAAUUGUUUCACUUUUAGAAGUAAGAAUGGAUAGAUUACUUCCUCAUUUACAUGACAUCAUAGAGUAUAUGUUAUUGAGAACUCAAGAUCCUGAUGAAAAUGUUGCAUUAGAAGCAUGUGAAUUUUGGCUAUCAAUUGCUGACCAACAGAUAUGUAAAGAAGCAUUAACCCCAUAUUUACCUCGACUAGUACCUAUUCUUGUUAAUGGAAUGCGAUAUUCAGAAAUAGAUAUAAUUUUGUUAAAGGGUGAUGUUGAAGAAGAUGAAAAUGUUCCGGAUCGAGAAGAAGACAUUCGCCCUAGAUUUCAUAAAUCACGUACGCAUGGUAACGAAGAAGAUAAUAAUGAUGAAGACGAUGAGGACAAUUUAGGAGAUGAUGGCAGCUUAUCUGAUUGGAAUUUAAGAAAAUGUAGUGCUGCAGCAUUAGAUGUUUUGGCUAAUGUGUUUAAAGAAGAUAUUCUUCCAAUACUUAUGCCUAUUUUAAAGGAAACACUUUCAUCUAAUGAAUGGGAAGUUAAAGAAUCUGGAAUUUUAGCUUUAGGAGCUAUUGCUGAAGGAUGCAUGAAUGGCAUGAUCCCUCAUUUAAAUGAACUUAUACCAUACAUGAUAAAUCAUUUAAGUGAUAAAAAAGCUUUAGUUCGAGCUAUCAUAUGUUGGACAUUAUCUCGUUAUUGCCACUGGGUUGUGAGUCAGCCACAUGAACAAUAUUUAAAACCAAUGAUGCAUGAAUUACUUAAAAGAAUUUUGGAUCCCAACAAAAGAGUUCAAGAAGCUGCUUGUUCUGCUUUUGCUACUUUAGAAGAAGAAGCCACAACUGAAUUAGUACCAUAUUUAGGAUUCAUAUUAGAAACAUUAGUGUUUGCUUUUAGUAAAUAUCAACAUAAAAAUUUAUUAAUUUUAUAUGAUGCAAUUGGGACAUUAGCUGAUUCAGUUGGUCAUCAUUUAAAUAAAUCAGAGUACAUUAAUUUAUUAAUGCCUCCAUUAAUUCAAAAAUGGAAUGCUUUAAAAGAUGAAGAUAAAGACCUAUUUCCAUUAUUAGAAUGUUUAUCUAGUGUUGCCACUGCAUUACAAUCUGGAUUUAUGCCUUAUGCAGAACCAGUGUUUAAAAGAUGUAUAUCACUAGUUGAACAAACAUUAAAUCAAAAUAUGGCCAAUACUCAAAGUCCUGACCAGUUUGAUGCACCUGAUAAAGAUUUUAUGAUUGUCGCUCUAGACCUAUUAUCUGGUUUAGCAGAAGGAUUAACUACUUUUAUUGAAAGUUUGAUAAAUGGUUCAAAUACAUUACAAUUGCUUUAUCAGUGUAUGCAAGAUCCAUUAGCUGAAGUGAGGCAAAGUUCUUUUGCUCUUCUUGGAGAUUUAACAAAAGCAUGUUUUCAACAUGUACAUCCUUGCAUAGCUGAUUUUAUGCCAAUACUUGCACAAAAUUUGAAUCCCGAUCAUAUAUCUGUUUGUAAUAAUGCAACAUGGGCUAUAGGAGAAAUUGCUGUGAAAUUAGGCACAGAAAUGCAGCCGUAUGUACCAAUAAUUUUAAAUCAAUUAGUUGUGACCAUGAAUAGACAAAAUACACCAAAAACACUACUUGAAAAUACUGCAAUUACAAUCGGCCGACUAGGUUAUGUGUGCCCGCAAGACGUCGCCCCGCUGUUACAACAGUUUGUACGCAUGUGGUGUACUUCAUUGCGUAACAUCAGAGAUAAUGAUGAAAAAGACAGUGCAUUUAGAGGUAUGUGUCAAAUGAUAAGUCUAAACCCUGGUGGUGUAGUUCAAGAUUUUAUAUUCUUCUGUGAUGCCAUUGCUUCAUGGAUAAAUCCAAAAGAUGACUUAAAGGACAUGUUCUAUAAAAUAUUACAUGGCUUUAAAAACCAAGUAGGAGAAGAAAAUUGGACUAGAUUUACUGAUCAAUUCCCUCCACAGUUGAAGGAACGCCUAUCAACUGCCUAUGGAAUCUAAGACAACUCUGAAAUUUAGGGCGCAACAUGGGUGAAUCCAGCGUUGCAUCUUUUGGGGUUUUUUCAACAAGUUUCGUGCUGGGACCUAGCAUGUUUAGAAUGAAGUGCUUGAGGGAAGGUUAGGGGGGAAAUAUUAAAAAUAAAUUCGAUAAUACCUAACAAUUUUUUUGUUUCAUGUGAUUCUAUUUUGUCAAUUUAGUAAUUUCACUGAUUACUUGAUUAAAUUGUAAAAACUAUUAUUAUUUGUCUUCUACAGUUGUUUAAUAUUAUUAUUAUUAUUAUUACUAUUGUAUAGUAAUACAAUAUAUACACGUUUAAUUUUAUAUUGUAUUUUUAGAAUGCUUUAAAACAGUAUUUUUGUAGAAACAGGAUUUUCAACCAAAAUGCUUGAAUAAAUACUAGUCGCCCAUUUGUAAUUCCUUUUUGGUUUGGGAUUUUUAAUUCCAAAUCAAAUUAAAUUAUAUUCUUCAUUCAUUAAUUCCUUAAAGUUCCUUUAUUACCAACAUUCCAGAGUGGAUCCCUCUUCCUUUCCUUAUAAAGAUACCAUCAUUUUGGGAAACAAGUAUUUUUGGAAUUGACAACAUUUUUUUAAUAAUUAUUUACCAUUGAUAAACAUCAUAUGAAAAUCAGUCUCUAGUCUGAUGUUUUUUGUAAAUUAUCUACCUUUUAAUUGUAUUUUUUUUUUUUUUUUU